This is a messenger RNA of Corythoichthys intestinalis (scribbled pipefish), 5676 nucleotides long. RefSeq names its product solute carrier family 29 member 3 (gene slc29a3). Bases 237 to 1613 code for a protein of 458 amino acids. Lineage: Eukaryota; Metazoa; Chordata; Actinopteri; Syngnathiformes; Syngnathidae. The transcript has 7 exons. Gene Ontology annotation, molecular function: nucleoside transmembrane transporter activity. Gene Ontology annotation, biological process: nucleoside transmembrane transport. Gene Ontology annotation, cellular component: plasma membrane; Golgi apparatus. The record is from RefSeq and is a predicted model, not a curated record.
CCGGAAGUAUUAGUUGAUACUAGUAAAUGGAAUGGCUGUCCGUUUGUAUCGCUUGUUUAGUACCACUCCAGAACUGAAAAGCAUCGAGGAGCGAGACGCACCGAUGUGUCACUUUGACAUGAAAUCGCGUCAAUUACAGUGGUACACAUAGAAGAUAAUGCCCCACCAUUAUAUAGUCGGUCUUCUGGACAAGCAAGAAAUGAUUUCAAUGUAACACCGUCCACUGCAACUCACAAAUGGACGCUCGAGCCCCUACACAACCCAGCGUCAAUUCGUCCUAUGUCCCCGUUGCCUUUGACAAUUCUUCUUCAUCAGAGGAUGAGGACAGUGGUGAUCAAACUCCUUCAGCAGCAUCCUUGGCCAUACGCUACACUCCCGAUGACCGCUACUGUUUGGUCUACAUCAUCUUCUUCCUCAUGGGCAUCGGCUCUCUGCUGCCUUGGAAUUUCUUCAUCACGGCCAAAAGCUACUGGCUUUAUAAAAUGGGCAACGGCACAGUGGAGCAACGGUCUGACCUCAGCGACUACUUUGAAAGUUACCUGACAUUUGCUUCUACGGUGCCUUCAGUACUAUGUUUGAUUCUCAACUAUGUCCUCGUGAACAGGCUGUCUUCAAAUGUGCGAAUCCUGUCGUCUCUCAUCGUUAUCCUUCUGGUGUUUGUGGGGACCACUGUGCUGGUCAAGGUGGAUUUGUCUGACUACAGGGUGGAAUUCUUCACGGGCACACUGGUUAGCGUGGCUAUUGUCAGUGGGGCUUCUAACAUCUUCUGUGGCAGUGUAUUUGGUAUCAGUGGACACUUCCCCAUGAGGAUCUCGCAGGCCCUCAUAUCAGGUCAGGCUAUGGGAGGCACAUUAAGUGCUAUCGCGUCAAUAGCAGACAUCGCUCUGGCAGAGGACGUGACAGACAGCGCCCUGGCCUAUUUCCUGACUGCCGACAUCUUCAUUCUGCUCUGCAUCGUUGCAUACCUGUUGCUCCCCAAACUGGCCUUUUCAAGAUACCACAUGAUGGCUGCCACAUUCACCAUUACAGCAGAGAGGAGUGCAGAAGAAUUAGCAGCACCUCCCAAAACGCCUCCAUUGAGGCCCAUUCUCAAGAAGAUCUGGGUUCUUGGCCUGAGUGUCUUCUGCGUAUUUUGCGUGACCAUCAUGGUGUUCCCCGCGGUGGUGUCCGGCAUCCAGUCCGUCAACAGGAACAGUGGGAGCCCAUGGACCAACACCUAUUUUGUGCCCCUCGUCGGCUUCCUCCUUUUUAACGUUGCAGAUUUCUGUGGCAGGCAGUCCACCGCCUGGCUGCGGGUGCCGGGCCCCACCAGCCGACUUCUUCCCAUGCUGGUUGUGUGUCGGUCCUCCUUGGUGCCGCUCAUCAUCUUCUGUAACUAUCAGCCUAGGGAUCACCUCCACACCGUGCUUUUCACCCACGACGUGUAUCCCGUCGUCUUCAACUGCCUGUUAGGCUUCUCCAACGGCUACUUGGGAACUCUUCCCAUGAUCUACGGGCCCAAAGUUGUGCCACGGGAGCUGGCGGAGGCCACCGGAGUGGUUAUGUCUUUCUUCCUUACUCUGGGGCUUGCCGCCGGAUCCACAUUAUCCCUCGCUAUUGUACACUCUAUCUGAUUAGGGGCAGGCUUACGGCUCUGAAGGAACGUUGCAAUAUAAGGUGAGUUGAACUUUCUGUGAGGACGAGGCCAUGUCACAUAUUGCAAAUCUGAGAGUCGCUGACACCGAACCUAAAAAUGUUUACAGUGGUAAUUCUCUUUGUGCCAUAGAUAAUGACAAAACACAGCUUUUGUUCAAGUGACCGAACCUAAAAAUGUUUACAGUGGUAAUUCUCCUUGUGCCAUAGAUAAUGGCAAAACACAGCUUUUGUUCAAGUGAGUCUCCUCAACACACUUUAAAAUAGUUUCUUGGUGCCAAUCUGCCACAAGAUGGCGGUAAAACAACUUUUAUUGCUAUGAUGAAUCAUAAAAACUACAGCUCUUAUUAUUUUUUUCGUCCUGUAACAGUAUUUGAAGAAACAAAUCACUCAGUGUACAGCUUAUGUAGAAGUGUACUGGAAUUGUAUUGAUUUACUUAUAACAAUGACUCAAAACAGCCAUUUAUCUCAAAACCACUAGCAGCAAAAUAACGCUCAGAUUCCUAUGAAAGGCCAGAAAAACAGUUUAACAGGGCUGGUUCUACUCAUAUUUGCUUGCUCUCAAUGGCACUGAAACAGUGAUUAUUCAAUGCCAGCCAUCCCAACUGCAUUUGACAUCUGUCCAUAUCAAAGGCCGUGAAUGUAGUGUACACGAGUGAUUUACACUGUCAUGCAAACUGUACACUGAAUGUUUACUUCAUCAGUACUGUUACAUGAAAAGAUGUGUUGAAAAUAAAAAUGUGAAGUGUUUACUCCCAACUUUAAAAACAUCUAUUUUGUAUGAGCACAAUUUUAAACAACAGACUGGGAUCAUUUUACUCAUGGACUUCAUAACCUAUUGACAUGACGCAGGAAACGGGGCCGAUUUGUAGGGGGCCUAUUUUCAAAAACUUCAAAUAUUUACAAAAACAAAGCUGCUACCCACCUAAAACCAAAACAGGCACCUACCUUAGCCAUAUAUGAGUCUCCAUGAGCAGCGGCAUCAAACAAUUCAAAGUCGUUCCCUUAUAAAAUGCCGAUUAAUUAUUUUUUAUAUAACACUACUUAAAAUGGCUAUAAAAGUCUCAGAUUUUACACUAGAUGCACAAAGAUCACCAAAUGCAGGGAUAAGCACCUAUAUUUUCAGUAUCAAUAGCAAUAUUUUUGACCAAAAUAGCAACUUAUUUUUUUUUUAUUUACGAUGUGUUUUCAACAGCUAAUAAAUCACUCAAUUUAACAUCAGAAACUUAAUACUUCAGGAAAACAUGCAGAAUCAAUUUUUAUCUGUAAAUAGAUAAUUACCGUAUUGGCCCAAAUAUAAGACGGCCCUGAUUAUAAGACGACCCCCUCUUUUUCAAGACUCAAGUUUGAAAAAAGACAUUUUGAACACCAAAUUAAUUUUUAUACAGAAAAUAAUUACAGUACAUCUGAAACAAAUGAUUAUAGCAAUAUAUGAGAGAAAAAGCAUAUUGUUUUGCCUCAUUCAAAUCUUAAUAUCUGAACAUUUAAAUAUGUAAAAAGUGCAAUCACAUUCGUAAAUGAAUGGCUUCUGGUUUUUGAAAUGUAAAUAAACCAAUCUAUUGUGAUAAAACAACAAAAUUGCAAUAACUGCAUUAACCAUCAAAGUGAAGUCUAACUAACUGUAGUCUUGAAACAAAUCUGAAUAAGGAAAAACAUUGCAAUAAAAUAAUGCAAACUGGUUAAACCAAAAAGAGUAGCGUUGUGAAUGGGGAGAGUAGCUGAGAUCUGUCAUGACAGAACAUCGCUUCAAUGAUAUCUGGCGCCAUCUAGCGUCGUGAAUGGGUAUAACGUCUAGACCGCGAAAAUAAGACGACCACCACUUUUUCAGUCAUAUUUCAAUGCAAAAAACAGUCUUGUAUUUGGGCCGAUACGGUAAUAAAUUUUAUAUACAAUCACAACUUAUUAUAGAAUAGCCCUUUAUUAUCAUUAAACACUAUACACUGUUAGCGAAUGAGGCUAGCGGUGGCCUGGUGUAAACGGAGCUUUUCUGGCGAAAAUUCUUGUGAAUAAAUGCUUAAAUCCCCGAAUUAUUCAUAGAUAUGGACGUAAAACAGUCUCUAAUUGUGGUUAAAAGCAAAGAAACCAUGCAGUUAGCGUUUGUUUUACAUAUAUUGUCGAAGUACAAUGCUAUUAUGUUAGCGAAUGAGGCUAGCAGCCGCCUGGCGUGCAAGUUUUUCUGGCAAAAAUUCUUGUGAAUAAAUGCUUAAUCCUCGAAUUCUUCAUAGACGUAAAACAGUCUCGAUUCUUGGUUAAAAGCAAACAAAACCGUGCAGAUAGUGUUUUUUUACAUAUAUUGAUGAAGUACAAUGCUAUUAUGUUAGCGAAUGAGGCUGGCGGCGGCGUGGCGUAAAAGGAGCUUUUCUGGCGAAAAUUCUUGUGCUUAAAUCCCCAAAUUCUUUAUAGAUAUGGACGUAAAAUAGUCUCGAUUCUUGGUUAAAAGUAAACUAUGUGGCUGUCAGUUUCGAAAAUUAGCCGCCUCCAUGUGUAAACUUUCAAAGAAGAAAAUUCCUGCGAAUAAAUGCUUCAAUCACAUGCAUGGUACGAAAAUUUUGCCUGGUAUACCAGACUUACCUCUGUUCCAGCGAUUGAGUCUGGCGACCGUCCGGCGGAUCAAAUUCCGAGGGCGGAACAAGUCACAGCAAACAGACAGCGGAGUGGACCAAUCAGCGACGGGCAGACGUGACGUUGUUAAAGCGACAAGUAAUUAGCGUGAGCGGAGAAUGGAGAAGUUUAUUCAACAUGGCUAGCGCGAGCCAUGUUGACUGUUGUCAAUGACUUGUUUCGAUGUGUUUUGGUAAUUUAAAACUGGCUUUACCGCUGAUUGGAACAUAUUCUCCGCUCUGCCGUUCGCCAUCUGUGUUGUUGUAGGCAAGACUUUCGGCGCGCAAGAGUGACGUUACUCGUUAAGAACUCAUCACGCCAAUGAACGAAUCUGAUUGGACGAUUGAUUUUGUACCUUGCUCGAGAGGCCGUUAAUGGGCUGGUUCCCAGACUAUUUCUCACAUUGUUCGAAAAAUACAGGGAGAAUAGUCUGGCUGUGCCAGGCAAACGAAAAAUAUAGUAUUUACCUUGAAUCCUCGAACAAAUCACUCCUGAGACAAUCCUUCCUGUUUGUACGCGGUACAGCUUUCAUAGUUAAAUCCAAUCGUAAGUAAAUCUGGACGUGAGCGUGUGCCGUCUCUGGCAAUUGCUAAAUGAAGCUCGGUCCCUCCUGAUAAUGCGUUACGCAAAGAAUGACGAAGUGACACGUCAAUAGUAAUGAAGUCUAUAAUUUACUAUUUGUGUUUUUUAAUUUUUUUUUUAUGUCAAUUAACCAGUGAUAACAUUACAAGAACUUGCACAAUACCUAUUUGUCAGUUUACUGUGUAUUUUCAUUAUUGUGGCUGUAUUUUCUUUAAGUGUGUACAAUUGUACUGCUUCGUACCGAGGCCAGGUAACCAAACUGUUAGACGGCAUUAAAAUGCAGUAAGGUUUUACAACACCUCAAGCAACAGCCACAAUAAAAUCAAAACAGAACAGUAUCCUUGUAAAUGCACAAUAUAUGAUGCAACUCUAAUAUUGGAUAGUAAACCAUAUUGUGGUUUUAUUUUAAGUGCUGGAAAAGAGUACAGCAUUGGGACAGACACUCGAGCUAUCUGACCUCAUAUAAACAUGUUAUUAAAGAUGUCUUUAAUCUACUUUAAAGGAGGAAUAUUUCUCUGUAACAGAUGAACAUUUCCAAAGGACUCGUUUGAGUUCUUGUCAUCUCAAUACUAUAACUUUACAAUAAAUAUGUGAAAGUGGGGAACAUGACGUUUUAGGUUUUAAGUACAGGGUGCAGCUAAAGAAAUCAGACUAUAGCAGAAAACCUUACUUUUUGUUUUUUUGUUUUUUACUUUUGCAGAUUUUGCUAAUUUUUGGAAUCAUUAGUUGUAAAAUAUUUCAUGCUUUUAUUUUUUGUUUUGAUGAGUGUAUACAUAAUACACACAAUAUACAUAACACAUAAGUUGGAAUUGGUGUUCCUCAAAUAUGCAUUAUGGUUUAAUAUAAUUUUCAUUAUUUAAA